AUGCCACGGCUCGCAGCAAUCUUGGUCGUCUUGCUCCCGCUGCUGCUGCUUUCCGCGGCCGGCGCCGCGGCGCUCCCCCGCGGCCGGUUCGGCUUCGAGGCCACGCUGCGGCACGUCGACGCGGACGCCGAGUACACCAAGGCGGAGCUGCUGGCCCGGGCCGUGGCCCGCAGCCGGGCCCGCGCCGCCACGCUGCAGUCGCUGGCGGCGCUGGCGCCGGGGGACGCGGUCACCGCGGCGCGCAUCCUGGUGCGCGCCAGCGACGGCGAGUACCUGAUGGACAUGGGCAUCGGCACGCCGCCGCGGUACUACUCGGCGAUCCUCGACACCGGCAGCGACCUCAUCUGGACGCAGUGCGCGCCGUGCCUGCUGUGCGUGGACCAGCCCACGCCCUACUUCGACCCGGCGCAGUCGCCCACGUACAGGGCGAUCGGCUGCUCGUCCCCAGCCUGCAACGCCCUCUACUAUCCCUUCUGCUUCCAGAACGUGUGCGUCUACCAGUACUUCUACGGCGACAGCGCCAGCACCGCCGGCGUCCUCGCCAACGAGACGUUCACGUUCGGCACCAACACCUCGCGUGUCACCGUGCCGAGCAUCUCAUUCGGGUGCGGCAACCUCAACGCCGGCUCGCUCGCCAACGGCUCCGGCAUGGUCGGCUUCGGCCGGGGGUCGCUGUCGCUGGUGAGCCAGCUCGGCUCCCCCAGGUUCUCCUACUGCCUCACCUCCUUCCUGUCCAAGGUGCCCAGCCGGCUCUACUUCGGCGCCUACGCCACGCUCAACAGCACCAACGCGAGCACCACCGGGCCGGUGCAGUCCACGCCCUUCGUCGUCAACCCAGCGCUCCCGACGAUGUACUUUCUCAACAUGACCGGCAUCAGCGUCGGCGGCGAGCUGCUGCCCAUCGACCCGGCGGUGUUCGCCAUCAACGACACGGACGGCACGGGCGGGACCAUCAUCGACUCCGGCACGACGAUCACGUACCUAGCGGAGCCGGCGUACGGCGCCCUCCGCGCGGCGUUCGUGUCGCAGAUCAAGCUGCCCCUGCUGAACGUGUCGGACACGUCGGUGCUGGACACGUGCUUCAAGUGGCCGCCGCCGCCGCGCCAGUCCCUGACGCUGCCGCAGCUGGUGCUCCACUUCGACGGGGCGGACAUGGAGCUCCCGCUGCAGAACUACAUGCUGGUGGAACCCAUCUCAGGGGGCCUGUGCCUCGCCAUGGCGACGUCCGACGACGGCUCCAUCAUCGGCAACUUCCAGCACCAGAACUUCCACGUGCUCUACGACCUCGAGAACAGCCUCCUGUCCUUCGUCCCGGCGCCGUGCAAUCUAAUCUAGCUAGCCGUAACUCUGGUUUUCGUGCACUUCUAUUUCGUUCCCAUUUCUAUUUAUGCAUAGAUGCGCCUUAGGUUUGGUAUGUUGCUCGGCAGGGAUUCUGACUGUAGGUCGGUGAUCUGUUCAGUGGAGAUUCUUCUCAACAACAUCUGAGGAUUAAUAAGCAACUCUUCCUCUCUGUUUUUAGAUGUGUGCUAGACCCCAUUUUGAUCCUGUUAGCUUAUUAUAAGCUGCAAUAACCUGGGAUCCCAGCUUAUAGCGUUUUAUAAGCUGGGUGGUUGGAUCAUCUAAA
Messenger RNA from Panicum hallii, 1624 nucleotides. Its product is annotated as aspartic proteinase nepenthesin-1-like. Gene Ontology annotation, cellular component: extracellular region. The coding region runs from base 1 to 1335 and encodes 444 amino acids. Gene Ontology annotation, biological process: proteolysis. Lineage: Eukaryota; Viridiplantae; Streptophyta; Magnoliopsida; Poales; Poaceae. The record is from RefSeq and is a predicted model, not a curated record. The transcript has a single exon. Gene Ontology annotation, molecular function: aspartic-type endopeptidase activity.